UAUUUUAUUAAAGUGUUCAGAACCGUGUUUCUUUGUACUACGUGCUUGUUUCUUAUUAUCCCAUUCAGCAUCACGUACUCGAAUUUUGGUUUUUACAUGGAUACCCCCCCCAACUUUCCACACCAAUCAACGAGAUCAAUCAUAUUCAGACAAACCUAGAUCAUGCAGCAUGCAAGAUUUUCAAAAAAGUCAAGCCAAGCAGAUCACUGCCUCCUUUUACAUAGAUAAUGAAAUCAGAAGUACCGAGCAAGAAACUGAAGGUGAAUUCCUUGGUUUCGGACGGAAGUAUCUGUUCAAGCCCGUCAGGUCAUCACUGGAGGUGGGUGGAUUAUCUGUGUCCUCAUCAGCCGCCAUGUCUUUGUUGCAACGGAAAAAUGGGGACUGAGUCCUUGCAACUCGUCGUCAGCGGCUCGUGCCUUGCUGGAGAUGGACAGGAUGGUGUUGUCGUCCUCCGGCAGACGAGUGGGCCCAAUAAUUUGCAAUGGAUUUGGAAACUAGGAAUUUCACCUUGUGCGGUAUUUCAAGGUACUCACAGAUGCAAAGUGGCGGUCCCGACGACUACGACGCCGUUUUCAUAUAAGUGUUACAUAAUGCCCACGAAAUAUUGGUAUGGCACGUCGGAGAUGAUCCUCGGGAUGGCUGUGAUCGUGAUUGGAGGUACUUGUGGCAUGAUGAUCGAUCGCUUCCUGAACCUGUGCACAAUGCGGGUCCUAGAUUUUGCAGGACCCGCUAUGGAGUGGCGGGAAUACAAUGUGGUAUCCUUGCAAUGGUGGAGCUAUUGGUAAAUAUGAUUUACCUACAUAUGGAUGUGUAAAAGUGGCUCAAAGUAGAGGU
Cantharellus anzutake is the source of this 834-nucleotide messenger RNA. RefSeq lists its product as uncharacterized. NCBI's taxonomy places the organism in Eukaryota, Fungi, Basidiomycota, Agaricomycetes, Cantharellales, Hydnaceae. The transcript has 2 exons. The coding region runs from base 228 to 785 and encodes 185 amino acids. The record is from RefSeq and is a predicted model, not a curated record.